CCUAAAAACAAGGCACUACCAACAACUGCAAACUCUUUCUCUCUCUCUACUUUUUCAGAAAAAAUUCAUGGCUAACACAAGACAGUCACUCUCUCUCUCUCUCUCUCUAGAAAAAUACUCUCUUUCUCUCUCCAAAAACCCAUAUCAUUGAGUCAUCACACUUACCCUUUUCCUUCUUUUUUUCUAUGUCUAUGUCUGCUAUAAGUUUUAUAACUAUAUAUAUUAGUACUAUGUCUGUAUUAAAUGUAUUUAUCUUUUUCACUGUUCCUAUCUUCAGCAGAUGUCACAAUGCAAAGAAUCAUCAGCCCACAAACAAAGGAUGAUGAAAGAAGAAGAAAACACACACACACACACACCAAAAAUCAACUCUUUCUUUCUCUGUAAUGGCCCAGGUGGACCAAAAUUUAUACUAUAACCAAAGAGGAGAAGUAUUCAUAUGUCUUGUUAACUAAAAACCCACCUCAUAUACACACCAUUUAACCAUAAAGACACAAUCUUUCCAUAAAUACCCUUCUGCAACACCCCUAAAAAGAUCCAAUCUUUCAUCACUUCACCACUGUCUCUAAAAAAACAAAAACAGCAAUGUAUUACUACUAUAGUAUUUUUCUUCUCCAUUUAUGUGGGCUUUUUGGGGUUUGUCUUUCUUUGUCAAGAACCUUCUCACCACCUCUCUCUUUUCCUUUCUUUCCCUAUUUACUAGUACUUCUUUUCUUUGUUGUAUUAUUAUUGUUUUGUCACUUACACGCCUCUCUUUCCUCUCUUUUUUCUCUCUUCUGCCGCCUUGACUCUUUUUCAUAUUUUCCAAGAUCUGAUCUUUUUGUGAUUUGAUGUCUAAAAAGAUGAAAGGGGUGUCUUUAGAAUCCUCAUCUUAUGGUGUUUUUGAAGAUUCAAAGGCUAGGUUGAAGCGUCAGAUACUAUUUCAGGAUUAUCAAGAUCUCCACAAGGAAACUGAUGGCAUGAGGCACAAAUUGGAGGAUUCAAAACUGAGGAAACUAAGAUUACUAGCUGAAGUUCUUUUCUUACGCCAGAGGCGCACGCAUUUAUUGCAGUUGAAGUCCUUAAGUCGUCCACAAGGGCAACAGCUAGUACCAAUGCCAAAUCCAGAAACUUACGACAAAAGCAGGUCAAAGGAUAAAGUCUACAGCAAAAAGGAGUUUGAGCUUAAAAAACUGACCCCACUUCCUGGCCCGAAACAGAACGGAAGGAUACAGGUCGCUUCCAAGAAGACACCUGAUAUUCAGGUGAGGCAAAAGCACAAAUUAGGCGAUGGAAAAGAUGAUGUUUUACAUAAUGCAGUUUUAGGUUCGAACCCUAAAGCAAGAGUAUAUAGCGGAAAGGAAGUUCCACCCCGAAAAGGAGCUUUAGCUGUUGAUUUGAAGCAAAACGAGAGAUUAUACAUAGCGAACAGUGCUGUCUUACGGAGGAGCAGCACACCUGCUUUUGAUUUAAAUCAGGAAACUGGUCAUAGUGGCAAAGAAGCUGCAUUGCCUACUCGUGCUCCAGUCUUCGAUUUGAAUGAAAUCUCGAUGGGGGACGAGGAAACACAAGCAAAUUUUGAGCAGGUGCAGUUUGAGGAGCCAAGGAGAAGUCUUAUCCGAAACCUCAGUGAUGAUCAGCACAACGAUUUGAAGUUAUUGGUUUGCAGAAAUGUUGGAGAAGGCACUUCCCAGGUGGGAAAGCGAAAAUUAUCAUGGCAAGACCCUGUUGCUUUGAGGGUUUGACCUGUCUUUCACUAUUCAGUUAAAUGUGGUAAGAAAAGUUUGAGGGAGCGUUGAGUGUUAUUGAACCUGAACUGGCCUUACUAGGUCAAUUGUUCUGUUGACAUGUAGGCUUAAUCUUUUCCUUUUUGUGUAUAGGAAGUUCUUAUACAUGUAAUAUGUGCACACACUAUAUGUUGAUCGCGAGCAACGAGAUAUAGUCAGUAUAAUUCGUUCUCUACAUAAAAUAGCAUAUGUUGUUCAGAAGUUUUCUGUACAAGCAAGGGAUUUGGUCUUCUCUGUUUGUUGGAUUCCACAUUGAUGACAUGGGAACUCAACUUAGGUGUUCUUUGUUAUUCUUUCUGCUACCUGGAAUAGUUUACUAUAUUCCUUUUGGAUUCUCAUCACCGUCGAGACGAGUUCUUCAAACAGGUUGGUUGCUUGAGAUUAGUUCUGAUACCACUGGGUGCAGGAAAAGGGGAAUGGGAUGUGAGAUAGAUGAAGGGCAGCCCGAUGAACUAAGCUCCUGCUAUGCGCGGGUUUCGAGGAAGGGCCGGAUCACUUGGGUCUAUUGUACGCAGUCUUACCUUGCAUUUCUACAAAAUGCUGUUUUCACGACUCAAACCCGAGACGUCCUGGUCACAUGACAACAAUUUUACUAGUUCCGACGCCUACAUUUCUGCAAGAGGCUGUUUUCACGACUCAAACCCGUGACGUCUUGGUCACAUGACAACAAUUUUACCAGUUCCGACAAGACUUUCCUUCUAGUAUCUGGUGAAUAAUUUUCAAUUAUCCAGAAGCAAUCCGAUGAAUGUUUUCGCUUUACCAGUUACACAAAGACUCUUUUAUUGGAAUGAUAUUGGUCAAUGACGAGAUCGUCUGCAGCUAGAGGAAUAGGAUUUAGUAGAAGCCAAUUGUCAAGGCUGUUUUCCAGUUGCUCCUAUACACAAGAACUGCAUGAACUUCACUUAUUUAUCUUGGUUUGAAAUGUUGUUUGAAAGGAAAAGUACUUAUGAGAAUGAUCCUUGUGACUUGUGAGCUACAUUAUGCUGUGAUUGGAGUCCAAUGAUGUAUUUUCAGCUUGUUAUGAACAAGAUGUAAGUUUGAAAAAUUUAAGAACCUGGCUCUUACCUUGUAGAUUGGAUAACUAAGUGGCACCCGAGGGUGUUGUGGCCCUAUGGUCAAUGAAAUAGGAGGAAGACCAUGAAGUUUCAGCUUCAUA
Nicotiana tabacum (common tobacco) is the source of this 2919-nucleotide messenger RNA. RefSeq lists its product as uncharacterized. Lineage: Eukaryota; Viridiplantae; Streptophyta; Magnoliopsida; Solanales; Solanaceae. The record is from RefSeq and is a predicted model, not a curated record.